This is a messenger RNA of Dovyalis caffra, 328 nucleotides long. The record is from the annotation of a GenBank genome assembly. Lineage: Eukaryota; Viridiplantae; Streptophyta; Magnoliopsida; Malpighiales; Salicaceae.
AUGAAAGAUAUUCAGUCUAUCAGAAUAGAAGUUAAAGAGGGUAUUUAUGCUCGGCGUGUCCUUUAUAUGGAAAUCAGAGGCCAGGGGGCCAUUCCUUUGACUCGUACUGAUGAGAAUUUGACUCCACGAGAAAUUGAGCAAAAAGCAGCGGAAUUGGCCUAUUUCUUGCGUGUACCAAUUGAAGGUAUUCUAGAAAAAUUAAUAGAAUUAGAGGAACUCUUCCUGUUGGACGAAAUGAUAAAGGAAUACCCCGAAAUACAUCUACAAAAGUUUCGUAUCGGAAUCCACAAAGAAACGAUCCAAUUGAUCAAGAUGCACAACGAGGAUC